Molecule: messenger RNA, 2684 nt
Organism: Apis mellifera (honey bee)
Lineage: Eukaryota; Metazoa; Arthropoda; Insecta; Hymenoptera; Apidae
Product: glucose dehydrogenase [FAD, quinone]
Exons: 10
Coding region: 879-2684 (601 amino acids)
Molecular function (GO): oxidoreductase activity, acting on CH-OH group of donors; flavin adenine dinucleotide binding
Source: RefSeq, a predicted model, not a curated record
AAAACUAUCUAUGAAACAAGUUAAUCCUUAUAUAGAACAGUAAUAAAAAUCCACACGUGCGUCACAUAUAUCCGAAACACGUUACAUCGUCACCUGAACGCGUUAUACACGUGUGUAUCGUUAUAAUAAAAUACAUUCUCGGUCGAGGACAAAAUUCAUUAUUCCAUCGACGACACGCCAUGCUACAAUUAGACUAUACAUUGUUAGUACUUAUGACAGUUCACCGUGGUAAAAAGUUAGGAAAACAGAGGAAAAAAGAAGCUAGUAGAACUGCGUGACUUUCAUAAUCGACACGGUUCUCGGUCAGUGAACGUAAAGUGUUGAAGGUGUGCAUACACGAUCACGCACCUUCGUAAUGGCGAUGUCUUUUCAUAAUAUCGUAAAACUUUCUGAUGCGAUGUAAAUAAAAUCGUAAUGAUAACGUACAAAGAAUACAUUGCAUUUAACUCUCGUAACACCAACAAAAACCGAAACAAAAUGAUCGCAAAUUCUAUGCAUCAUUGAUCUCGAUCUCUGCUUCAUCGAUCAUUUCUUGCAAAAAACGAAGCAAAGUGUUAAAAUUUCUCUCUCUUUCUCUCUCAAAGAAAAGAGGUAUCAUAAGAACAAUAAGAGCUACAUGAUAUUCCACACGUGUAUCUUAUACAGAGCAAUAAUUAUGGUACACAACGGUAGGAGAACAAGUUGAAACGUCGAGAGAGAAUGCGAAACGUAGAAAGAGGAAAUGCAUGCAAAAACCGUUAUAAGACAAUUUGCAGGUAAAAGAGCUGUGAUUUUUCUUUAUGGUAUUCAAAUAACUUAUGAUCCUUUUCUUGAAAUGGAUUUCAAAGUCUAAAAUUCCAAUGAUAGGAAUAAGUCCUGAGUAUAUACAUAAAUUAUAGAUGAGCUGUAACUGUCCAUUAAACCCAUCGACUGGACCAACACUGGCAUCAACAUGCGGUGGUUCGUCCUUUAUGCUAUUCAUGGGUCUUUUAGAAGUAUUUCUUCGUAGUCAGUGCGACCUCGAAGAUCCGUGCAAUAGACCUCUACCACCUCCUACCGUUAAUUCCAGGUAUGAUUUCGUAGUUAUCGGAGGUGGAAGUGCAGGUGCAACAGUUGCAUCACGAUUAUCAGAGGAACCACGAUUUUCGGUGUUAUUGUUAGAAGCUGGAUUAGAUGAACCCACCGGGACGCAGAUACCUUCGUUCUUUUUCAAUUUCAUUGGGACUGACAUCGAUUGGCAGUAUAAUACCGAAAGUGAAGAUACUGCGUGUCUAAAUAAAGAUGAUCGAAAAUGUUAUUGGCCCAGGGGGAAAGUUCUGGGUGGAACCAGCGUUAUGAAUGGCAUGAUGUAUAUAAGGGGCUCGCGAAAGGAUUACGACGACUGGGCGAGGCUAGGUAACAUAGGAUGGUCUUAUCAAGACGUCCUUCCAUAUUUCAUCAGGAGCGAGGAUAAUCUUCAAGCAAACACCAUGGAUUAUGGUUAUCACGGUGUUGGUGGGCCACUCACGGUCACGCAGUUCCCUUAUCAUCCGCCCUUGAGUUAUUCUAUUCUCGAAGCUGGAAAAGAACUUGGUUAUGGUAUCGCGGAUCUAAAUGGACGAACUCACACUGGAUUCGCUAUAGCCCAAACGACCUCCAGAAAUGGUUCACGACUUUCCACUGCCCGGGCAUUUUUACGACCAGCUAAAAAUCGUCCAAAUCUUCAUAUAAUGCUCAACUCCACGGCCACUAGAAUAUUGUUUGACAACAACAAAAGGGCAGUUGGUGUAGAAUUUGUUCAUGAUGGAAAGAUCCAUCGAGUCUCUGUGGCUAAAGAAGUAGUCAUAAGUGGAGGUGCCGUUAAUUCACCACAAAUACUUUUGAACAGUGGUAUCGGUCCUCGGGAAGAAUUGAAUGCUGUUGGUGUUCCGGUUAUUCAUGAUUUACCUGGUGUAGGUAAAAAUCUUCACAAUCACGUCGCCUAUACACUGGCCUUCACUAUCAAUGAUACUGAUACGACUCCCCUUAACUGGGCAACUGCAAUGGAAUAUCUUCUCUUCAGAGAUGGAUUGAUGUCUGGUACAGGUAUUUCCGAGGUAACAGCGAUGAUAAAUACGAAAUACGCGAAUCCAAAGGAUGAUCAUCCAGAUGUUCAGUUGAUAUUCGGUGGAUACCUAGCAGACUGCGCAGAAACAGGUAUGGUCGGUGAAACGAAGGGUAAUAACCGAACCAUUUACAUCAUUCCAACAUAUCUUCAUCCGAAGAGUCGUGGUUACCUUCGUCUACGAAAUAACGAUCCUCUUUCGAAGCCGUUAAUCUAUCCGAAGUAUUUGAGCCAUCCUGAUGACGUAGCAGGCCUUAUAGAGGCUAUUAAAUUCAGUAUCAGGUUAUCUGAAACUGAGGCUCUCAGCAGAUAUGGAUUUCAAUUAGAUCGUACACCUGUGAAAAAUUGUGAACACUUAGAAUUCGGUUGCGAUGCUUAUUGGGAAUGCGCUGUAAAACAUGAUACUGCACCAGAAAACCAUCAAGCAGGUUCUUGCAAAAUGGGCCCACCGGACGAUCCUCUCGCUGUAGUAGACAAUCAAUUAAGAGUCAGAGGAGUGAGAGGUGUCAGAGUAGCGGAUACUAGUAUCAUGCCAAGGGUUAUUUCCGGUAACACAAAUGCGCCCGCCAUUAUGAUAGGAGAACGCGCCGCAGACUUCAUCAAGAGGACCUGGGUCGGCUGA